Molecule: messenger RNA, 1221 nt
Organism: Stylonychia lemnae
Lineage: Eukaryota; Ciliophora; Spirotrichea; Sporadotrichida; Oxytrichidae
Source: the annotation of a GenBank genome assembly
AUGAAGAGGAUCCAAUCAUCUAGAAUUCUUGCUUUAAGUCCUGCUAUAAUAGCACUGCUAUUUUAGAGUUCCUGGGGACUUGAAAAUAGUGUAGGUAAAACUCCACAAAUGGGUUGGAACACUUGGAAUAAGUUUGCCUGCAGCAUUAAUGAGACUUUGAUAAAGAAGUCAGCUGACUAAAUAGUUGAUUUAGGAUUGGACAAGCUUGGUUACAAGUAUGUGAACAUAGAUGACUGCUGGAAUGCAGUUGAAAGAGACUCUCAGGGAAGAAUGCAAGCUGAUAAUUAAACUUUCCCAAGUGGAAUGAAGGCGGUUGGUGACUAUAUUCACAGCAAAGGUCUUAAGUUUGGAAUUUACUCAUCUGCUGGAAAUUUAACUUGCCAAGGCAGAGCUGGAAGCCUCUAUCAUGAGGAUAUUGACGCAUAGACUUGGGCAGACUGGGGAGUAGAUUACCUAAAAUAUGACAACUGCUUUAAUAACGAUGUUCCCGCUAUUGUCAGAUAUCCAAGCAUGAGAGAUGCUCUUCUCAAGACUGGCAGAGAUAUCUUCUAUUCAAUUUGCAAUUGGGGUUAUGAGGAUACGUAUAAAUGGGGACCUUAAACAGGAAACAGUUGGAGAACCACUAUGGAUAUUAAAGAUGUCUGGGCAUCCAUUCAAUAUAAUUUCAGAUACAACGAUAUUCAUUAUGACAUUGCAAAGCCAGGAGCUUGGAAUGAUCCUGAUAUGUUGGAAGUUGGGAAUGGUGGACUCACCUUAGUUCAAGAGAAAACUCAUUUUGCUCUUUGGGCUGUAGCUAAAUCACCAUUGAUCUUAGGCUGUGAUUUAGAUACUGUAAGCAAAGAAAGUUUUGCAAUAAUAACAAAUCAAGAAAUUAUUGCUAUUAAUCAAGACCCACUCGGUGUUCAGGGCCAUUGCAGAGUUCAUUGCACUUACUACGAUAUAAUUGAGAACAGAGCAUAAGUGUAUGCUGGUCCAUUAGCUAAUGGGGAUGUAGCAGCAGUUAUUGUCAACUGGGCUUACACUAAUCUUGGGGAAUUCACAUUAAACUUUGUAGACGUAGAUAUUCCUGAGAAUACCCCAGUUUUGAUAAGAGAUCUUUGGGCUCAUCAAGAUUUAGGAGUCUUCACAAAUAACUUCACAAUCAGUCAUUUCGAUGGCUAUGAGAGCUUUUCAUACAGACUUACACCCUAGAAAAGCUUUGAACAAGUCUUCCUUUAAUGA